This is a messenger RNA of Aspergillus steynii IBT 23096, 2415 nucleotides long. Its product is annotated as potassium ion transporter. The record is from RefSeq and is a predicted model, not a curated record. Gene Ontology annotation, molecular function: high-affinity potassium ion transmembrane transporter activity. Gene Ontology annotation, cellular component: plasma membrane. Gene Ontology annotation, biological process: intracellular potassium ion homeostasis; potassium ion import across plasma membrane. NCBI's taxonomy places the organism in Eukaryota, Fungi, Ascomycota, Eurotiomycetes, Eurotiales, Aspergillaceae. Bases 1 to 2415 code for a protein of 804 amino acids. The transcript has a single exon.
AUGUAUUCCGCCGUGCUGCGCUGGGUGACGGAGACCAAGGCCCGCCUGCCGUUGCUCCGGGAUAUUCAUUUGAAUUUCAUUUUCCUCCACUACGCCUACAUCAUCAUCUUCAGCCUCAUCGUUUCCAUCAUCAUCUACCCGGGUAGUAACCUGGCCUACAUCGAUGCGCUCUUCUUCUCCGUGGGUGCGGCCACCCAGAGUGGGCUCAACACCGUCGAUUUCAACCUGCUGUACACCUACCAGCAGAUCAUCUUGUACUUUGUGUCGAUGCUGACCACCCCGAUUUUCAUUCACACGAUGUUGGUCUUUGUUCGACUGUAUUGGUUCGAAAAACGUUUUCAGCAUGUCGUUCGCGAUGCCCGCGCCUUGCGUCAUACCCGCUCCCGAUUGCGGACAAUCAGUGAGGACAAGGAUGUGGACCAGUAUGACAGGGAGGAAAGCGGCGUGGGGAACCGCUCGAUCGUCGUCAUGCGCAACACCCAGGAGAAUACUGGCGCAAAACCUCAACAGCCACCGUCUCCAGAAUACACCGACUCGGGAUCGGACUCCGGCGCUGGCAGAGACGAGAAUCCUUCAGAGAAUGAGGAUAACGGACAAAAAGGCACAUCAGGCUUCGGGCUGGGCAGUCUGAGGUUUCCCACCCAAUUGAGCCCUGAGCAUCACAUCGCCUUUCUCGAGAAUCAGCGGAGGAACACCGGGGCAUUGCGUAUUCCGAGCCCGAGAGAAUACGACCGUGGCGGCGUGCCCCAGAUUCUCGGAGACCAAGAGAUCCAGGAGGUCCAGUCGCCGCGACCACGGAGCAACGGCCGUGACGCACCGGACUAUCGGCGUUCGGAGGAAGAAGAUCAGGUCGGUCCUAUGGACGGACCGCAUAUCACAAUCAAUGAGCCGGACAUGAUGCGGACGAGGACGAGAAACUCGACCUUUCCGCGACUUGACACUCGUCCGACCGUUCGUGAGACGAAGGACGUCGAUGAGCCGUCGGGCUUGACGCGUACGACCACUCGGAGACCGACCUUCAGUAGCGUAAAACGCUCGUUGACGCAUGAACGAGAUCGGACGACGCUUCCGUACCUCAGCUGGAACGCCACGGUCGGCCGCAACUCCAACUUUGUCGACUUAACCGAGGAGCAACGGGACGAGCUUGGUGGCAUUGAAUACCGCGCGCUGAAAACACUGGCGGUGGUGUUGAUGUCGUACUACGUUCUCUUUCAUCUUCUGGGAAUUGUCUGUCUUGUGGGGUGGAUUAUGACCACCCACUGGGGCUCUGUCGUCAAGGAGAUCGGUCAAGGACGGCCGUGGUGGGCGAUUUUCAUGGCCGGGUCGGCCUUCAACGACGUCGGCUUCUCGAUUACUCCGGAUUCGAUGGCCUCGUUCCAGGAUGCCAUUUUCCCGCUGCUACUCUUGACGUUUCUGAUCAUCAUCGGUAAUACGGGGUUUCCUUGUAUGCUUCGGCUAAUCAUCUGGGUCUCGUCAAAAGUCGCUCGCAAGGAAAGUCCUGUGUGGGAAGAACUAAAGUUUCUGCUGGAUCAUCCGCGUCGUUGCUUCACUCUGCUUUUUCCUCGCAAUGCUACCUGGUGGCUGUUUGCCAUCUUGAUUGCCCUGAACGGGAUCGAUUUGAUCUUUUUCAUCAUCCUCGAUCUGAAUGAUCCCACUGUUACGCGUCUGCCCGUCGGCAUUCGGAUUCUGGACGGUCUGUUUCAGGCAGCCUGCACCCGAACUGCUGGGUUUUCGGUGGUAUCUUUGUCGGAUAUCCACCCGGCCGUGCAGGUGUCGUAUCUGGUCAUGAUGUAUAUCUCCGUGUUCCCGAUCGCCAUCUCCCUGCGACGGACCAACGUGUACGAGGAGAAGAGUCUUGGCGUUUAUGCCGGUCCGGAAGAGGAUGACGACGACAACCAGACCGCUCCCAGCUAUAUUGGAACUCACUUGCGGCGACAACUGAGUUUCGAUCUGUGGUAUGUGUUCCUGGGGCUGUUCAUCAUCACUAUCGCCGAGGGGGACCGUCUCCAGCGCACUGACCAGUACAACUUCCAAAUCUUUUCUGUUCUCUUCGAAGUGGUCUCUGCAUACGGUACUGUCGGACUCUCUCUCGGGUAUCCAGGUGUCAAUGCUUCCUUCACGAGCCAGUUCAGAACCAUCUCUAAACUGGUCAUUUGCGCCAUGCAACUUCGUGGUCGCCAUCGUGGCUUGCCCUACACCUUGGACCGCGCUAUCCUCCUGCCGUCCGAGCACCUGCAUGACAAUGAAAUCACCGAUGCUGAGCGGCGCAUGCGCCGGCGGGCUUCGAGCUUCAGCCAGAUGCCCACGACGGACCAGCAGGACAACGGCACAACUUCUGGCCUGGACCCAAGGAGCAAUGCCGACUCCAUUCUCCGCCGACAGUCCACUAGACGAUCCCAGCGAUCGCAACGAUAG